AUGGGACAGACUAUCUCAACCCCUUUGGACUUGACUUUAGCUCACUGGACUGACAUUAAGAGCCGAGCUCAUAGUUUAUCUGUUGAAAUAAAGAAAGGAAAAUGGCAAACUCUAUGUGAGGGAGAAUGGACUAUGUUUAAUGUUGGAUGGCCCCAAGGAGGGACCUUUAACUCAGAUCUUAUUCAGGCUGUUAAACGGAUCAUCUUGCAGGAGCCCGGAGGCCACCCCGACCAGAUGCCUUACAUUUUUACUUGGCAGGAUCUUGUCCAAGACCUGCCUUCCUGGUUGAAGCCCUGGAUUCCACCCCUACCCACUAACAGUAGCCCCUCGGGGAGUUCAAAAGUUCUCGUUGCAGGACCGCCCCGGGAGGAAAACAAGAUUUACCCGGAAAUUCAGACGGAGCUCCUCCUGGAUUCACCACCACCCUACCCACCAACCCACAACCCCACAGCUCCUCCUCCUGCCCCAUCACCAGAAGGGGCACAGGGGGGCCCAGCCAUGGGGACCCGAAGUAGGUGAGUUCUGUCUCCUGAUACUACCGUUGCCCUACCACUCAGGGCUAUAGGACCCCCACCCCCUUUAGGACCAGGGGAUGACCCAACUCAGAGACCUCUGCCACCCCUACAAUAUUGGCCUUUCUCCUCUGCACACCUUAAUUGGAAGGCCAACCACCCUCCCUUCUCGGAGGACCCCUCAAAAUUAACUGCACUCAUGGAAUCCCUAGUUUUCUCCCAUCAGCCCACAUGGGACGAUUGCCAGCAGUUACUCCAGACCAUCUUCACGACCGAGGAGAGGGAACGUAUCCUGUUGGAAGCCAGAAAGAACAUCCCUGGUGAUGACAGGCGCCCAACCCAACUCCAGAACGUCAUAGAUUACGGGUUUCCCCUGAUCAGACCCAACUGGGACUUCAACACCCCUGAUGGUAGGGUGCAUCUCCGAAUCUAUCGCCAGGCUCUGGUGGCUGGUCUCUGCGGGGCUGCAAGAUGCCCUACCAAUUUGGCCAAGGUAAGGGAAGUCAUUCAGGGACCUAAUGAGGUCCCCUCUGUGUUCCUUGAGCGCCUCAUGGAGGCCUAUCGUAGGUAUAAGCCCUUUGAUCCUAUGGCAGAGGAACAAAGAGUUUCAGUGCUGAUGUAUUUUGUAGAUCAGUCAGCACCAGAUAUCAGAAGGAAAUUACAAAGACUAGAUGGGUUAAGCCAUUAUACUCUGUCAGACUUAGUUAAGGAAGCAGAAAAGGUUUAUAAUAAAAGAGAAACUGAAGAGGAAAAAGAAGAGAGAAGGGCAAAAGAACAGGAAGAAAGGGACCAUAAACGUGAUAAGAGGCAUGAGAAAAACAUGACUAGAAUUCUGGCCGCCGUAAUCCAGAAUAAAAGAGACGCAGACAGACCUAGGGAUACUAGGCAGAAGCAAAACCUGGGCAACAGGCGCCAAUUAGAAAAGGACCAAUGUGCCUAUUGCAAAGAGAUGGGACACUGGAUUAAGGACUGCCCCAAAAAGAAACCAAAAGAGGUUCUGACCCUAGAAGAUGAUGAAUGAGGGGGACGGGGCUCGGAUCCCCUUCCCGAGCCUAGGGUAACCUUGAAGGUGGAGGGGAAACCCAUUCAAUUCCUAGUGGACACUUGUGCCCAACACUCGGUCCUACUGAAACCAGAAGGACCCCUUUAUAACAAGAAAUCAUGGGUGCUCGGGGCUACUGAAAAUCAACAAUUUUCAUGGACUACCCGAAGAACGGUGGACCUAGGCUUGGGCCGGGUAUCCCACUCGUUCCUCGUGAUUCCAGGCUGCCCUGCUCCCUUAUUGGGACGGGACUUAUUAACAAAAAUAGGAGCUCAAAUUACCUUCACAAAGAAGGGCCCCCAAGUGACGGACCAACAUGAGGAAAUUAUCCAUGUUUUAACUAUGAAAUUAGAAGAUGAACAUAGGCUAUUUGAAAGGCCUCAGACCAAUGCAGACAUUGAGAAAUGGCUCACCAAAGUCCCGGGAGCAUGGGCUGAAACUGCCGGGAUGGGAUUGGCCUCCCAUCAACCACCAAUAAUUGUUAAUCUAAAGGCUUCCACAACACCUGUCUCACUGGAACCCAAACUGAAUGUGAACAGGGGACAAAGGCACUAUUGGAGAAACUGGCCUGCCUGGGUUACCGCGCCUCGGCGAAGAAGGUCCAACUCUGCAAAAGAAAGGCAUUGCAAAAGGGGUACUGACUCAGAAACUAGGGCCCUGGAGAAAGCCAUUGGCCUCUUUAUCAAAAAUUUGGAUCCUGCGGCCGCUGGGUGGCCCCCUUGCCUCAAGAUUAUUGCCGCCGUGGCUUUACUUUUAAAGGAUGCUGAUAAAUUAACUCUGGGGCAGACUGUCACAGUCAUUGCAUCCCAUGCACUGGACAGUGUCAUCCGUCAGCCUCCAGACCGAUGGCUCUCAAAUGCCCGAAUCACCCACUACCAGAGUCUCCUCCUUAACUCGGACAGAGUCAAGUUUGCACCCCCCACUCAACUAAAUCGGGCUACCCUCUGGCCAGAUCCCGACUCCACAGUAAUUCACAGCUGUGGGGACAUCUUGGCUGAGGUUACCGGAACGAGAACUGAUCUGACGGACCAGCCACUACCGGAUGCCAAGGUAACCUGGUUCACUGAUGGCAGUAGCUACCUCCUUGAAGGUAAGCGGAUGGCGGGGGCGGCAAUUGUUGACAGAGACAGGGUGAUCUGGGCUAACAAACUGCCUGAAGGGACUUCAGCCCAGAAGGCCGAAUUAAUUGCACUAACCCAAGCCUUAAAUAUGGCAGAAGGGAAAAAGGCUACCAUAUAUACAGACAGCCAGUAUGCUUUUGCAACUGCACAUGUGCAUGGUGCCACCUACCCGCAGAGAGGAUUAUUAACCUCUGCAGGAAAAGAAAUCAAAAACAAACAAAUUUUAGAUUUACUCAAUGCCCUGCAUCGGCCUGCCAAGCUGGCUAUAGUCCAAUGUCCUGGGCACCAAAAAGGAAACUCUCUAGUGGCAAGAUGA
This is a messenger RNA of Jaculus jaculus (lesser Egyptian jerboa), 2991 nucleotides long. RefSeq lists its product as uncharacterized. Lineage: Eukaryota; Metazoa; Chordata; Mammalia; Rodentia; Dipodidae. Gene Ontology annotation, molecular function: nucleic acid binding; zinc ion binding; aspartic-type endopeptidase activity. Gene Ontology annotation, biological process: proteolysis; virion assembly. The record is from RefSeq and is a predicted model, not a curated record.